This is a messenger RNA of Didymodactylos carnosus, 1272 nucleotides long. NCBI's taxonomy places the organism in Eukaryota, Metazoa, Rotifera, Eurotatoria, Philodinida, Philodinidae. The record is from the annotation of a GenBank genome assembly.
AUGCAUGAAGGAAAUCUACAACAUGUGAAUUUUUCAUCUAAUACUCAACAAAUAUAUUCAACUACGGAAUUAUCUGAUGUCGUUGAUCCAUCGGAACAAAUUCAAAUCAUUGCUCAACCGGAAAAAGAGUACCAUCCACGAUAUCGAACCGAUUUUAACAAAGAGAAAAGGCGUGCAUUACGAUAUAUUCGUUCCGAUGAAAAAAGUAUGGAAUAUCCAACAAUCAAAAUUCCAUCAAUCUAUUGCAAUGCGAAUUUAAAAUUAUAUAUUCGUGUGUGUUUAAUAACAGUUCCUAACUCGAAAACUUCAAUUCAAUACAUCCAUCCCUAUUCGUUGGACACACCGGAACUACCUGUAGAUGGCGUUAUUCGGAAUUCUAUAGAUAACGCCAUUUAUUUCAAAAUAACACAAGCGGAUAUAGACUCAGCUGGUGUAAAAAGGUUUAUUCGACUAAUGCUUGUCAAGUCUAAACAAGACAUACUGAAAUUAUAUGGUCCCUUACGAGCAUUCAGAAAUUUGAACGAAAAUCAUGCUCUUAUUGAAAACAAUCAGACAUGCAUCCAGAAUGCUAAAGAAAUGAUUAAAUAUUAUGAUUUAUCCAAAUCACAAUUAGUCUUUACCAUAUGUCAACAACAGAAUGAUGAUUCAUCGAAAUUCUAUUCAUUUCCGGAAACAUCAGCUUAUUCAGAAAUAAUGACAGAAGAAAGCGAGCAGGAUAUACAAAGAAAGCGAGCAGCAAAAGAUGAACAUGUUAUUUGUCGUGUACACAAAUAUGCACCAAAAAUGGGAGGUUGUUUGGGCAAUGAUGUUAUUCUACUAUUUCUUACAACAAGAAUCGAUAAGAACAAUCUACAAAUACAUUUUGAAACAUCUGAAUGGUUGGCACAGGUUAACAAUGAAGAUAUCGAUAUUGAGGAUAGAAUGAUAUCGUUUAAAUCUCCGUCUUAUCUAAAUCAAAAUUUAAAUGUACCUGUCAGUACCGAGAUUAUUUUAGCACAGAAUCAAAUCGUAUUUCAACGUUUACAGUUUUAUUAUAUGCCCCAAAAUGUUUUGUACGCAAAUAUAUAUUGUAAAAAUUGUCAAAUAUCGGAGGCAAAAUACAAUAGUUUAUUAUUUUCAAAAUUAUUAUCACCAAGUGAUUUAUCACCAAAACGUACUUUUAUGUCAUUUGUGGCUGGACAAUUGAAAGAUGGAGAAUUAAAUCAAGUUCCAUCAGAAUCAAUUGAGUCACAUUCGACUGUGGUAUGUGAUAUGUCAUUAGUUGUACUGUAA